Chinchilla lanigera (long-tailed chinchilla) is the source of this 2566-nucleotide messenger RNA. It is a transcript of the gene Prr7, whose product is annotated as proline rich 7 (synaptic). The transcript has 3 exons. NCBI's taxonomy places the organism in Eukaryota, Metazoa, Chordata, Mammalia, Rodentia, Chinchillidae. The record is from RefSeq and is a predicted model, not a curated record. The coding region runs from base 1607 to 2407 and encodes 266 amino acids.
GGGGCUGAAGUGAUCCUCCUGCCUCAGCACCCCCCAAGUAACUGGGACUACUACUGAGGGUGUCAAAUGAGGCAUGUGCCACCGGGGCUGGCUUUUGACAGGCAUUUCUAAUUCCUCUAAACCCCAUUACCCCCAGCCCCCUAAGUGCCUGUCUGACCAUAGUUGCUUCUGUCCUACCAAGAAGGGGAACCUCUAGUUACUGCCAAAAUUUCCUCUGAACAUUCCUGCUCCUGAGGGCUCGGCAAAAGGAGAACAGCAGACUUAAUUAACUCCCAGUGACUGGCAGCAUCGUGUUUUUAUCUAGGCUGCGUCGCCAUGGCAGCCUCAUGGCGGGGUUGUUGAGGGGGUGGGCAGAGCUAUUGUUCCUGACGUUGUCUGUUCUAGAACGCAGGCCCGGCAAAAAGGACUGGCACGGGCACCUGGUGGCACAUGGCUGAAGGCAGCCACAGAGUCAGACAGGAGCCAUCUGGGGAGAAUGUGGGGUGGCCUGGCAUCCUCCCAGCUUGGGGCUCAGGCUAUGGGCCCCAAAACAGUGAAUGUAUGCUCGCCUGCCUUCAAUGUGCUAAGGAUGGGAAGGUCCUGGGGCUCUGAAUGAGGCCCACAGAGUAGUUCAGGCAGCAACACUCUCUCAUCCCACUCAGGAUAGGGUUUUGUGGCCAAGCCUGAGGUCAAACUAGGUUCUGCCACCUGCCGUCUGCACAACUCCUUGCUCCCACAAUCCUGUCUGUGUACCCUAAAGGGUUCUGUGUCAAAGCGCCUGGUAUAAAGCACCCAAGAAGGUCCCCCUUCUGGUCCGUGGGGGGGAGUCACCGGCUGCCCCUCACUGCACAAAGGCAGGGCUCCUGGCUACACACCUCUGGGGUGCCAGGCUGCCCCUCGGUGUGGCUGUGGACAGACGUGGAACUAGCGAUGCCAGCCUCGAGUGAGUGAGUGCAGGGCCAGGUGGAUCCGAGGAAGAUGAGCUUCCAAAUCUCAUCUACUUUUCCUCAUCUCUGCGGAGAGAGACAGGAAUUGGGGGAAGGGAGACAGCGGCCUGGAGAUGGCGUGGAGGAGCCAAGUGGGGCUGCGUUUGUGCAGGAGGCGGGGAAGCUGGAAUCCUACAGGCGAGGCAACCCGAGGAAAGGAAGGGCCUGGCCCACCCCCUCGCGGCUGGUCAGGCGGCGCAAACAAAGGCAGGGCCGAGGCACGCAGGGCAGUCAGCUGCCAACCCGAGCCCCUGUACGGGGCGGGCGCAGCGAAGACCCGGAGGCCCAAGGGCAGGGCCGGAUGUCCUGGAGCUGGGCGCCAGGAGGGCUGCUUGUGGGGCUCGAGAAGUGGCCCGCCCUUCCUCGCUCAGAGGAGCCUCGCCGAGACUCUUCAGCGCCUGGGUCCCUCGCGGCCCUGGGUGAAGCACUUUCGCGCGCUGGCCGGCGCCAUGGGAAGGAGAGGGCGCCGCAGCUGUCCCUCGCCGGCGCGCACACGACUUGAGCCACGCCGCAGGCAGCCCCCAGCCGCGGGUCCCCGGAUGACGCUGGCGGCACCUGGGAGCGUGACGCGGGUUCGGGGCCACGCAGAGGAGCCCAGUGUCCAGUGAAGCUGCUGAGGACGCAUUGCUCACGCCGCCGCCAUGGUGAUGUCCCAGGGCACCUACACGUUCCUCACGUGCUUCGCCGGCUUCUGGCUCAUCUGGGGUCUCAUUGUCCUGCUCUGCUGCUUCUGCAGCUUCCUGCGCCGCCGUCUCAAACGGCGCCAGGAGGAGCGACUGCGCGAGCAGAACCUGCGCGCCCUAGAGCUGGAGCCUCUGGAGCUCGAGGGCAGCGUGGCCGGAAGUCCGCCGGGCCUGGCGCCGCCGCCACCACCGCACCGCGGUCGCCUGGAGGCGCCGGCGCACGCGCAUCCACACGUACACGUGCACCCCCUGCUGCACCACGGGCCCGCGCAGCAGCACGCGCACCCACACCCGCAUCCGCACCACCACGCGCUGCCGCACCUCUCGGUGCCGCCCCGGCCCUGGAGCUACCCGCGUCAAGCGGAAUCGGACAUGUCCAAGCCACCGUGUUAUGAAGAGGCGGUGCUGAUGGCAGAGCCGCCGCCGCCCUACAGCGAGGUGCUCACGGACACGCGCGGCCUCUACCGCAAGAUCGUUACGCCCUUUCUGAGCCGCCGCGAUAGCGCGGAGAAACAGGAACAGCCGCCGCCCAGCUACAAGCCGCUCUUCCUGGACCGGGGCUACACCUCGGCGCUGCACCUGCCCAGCGCCCCACGGCCCGCAGCGCCCUGCCCCGCCCUCUGUCUGCAGGCCGACCGGAGCCGCCGGGUCUUCCCCAGCUGGACCGACUCAGAGCUCAGCAGCCGCGAGCCCUUGGAGCACGGAGCUUGGCGUCUGCCGGUCUCCAUCCCUUUGUUCGGGAGGACUACAGCCGUAUAGAGGGGCGCCCGGCGUCCUGGGCCCCACCGGCGAACUCCUGGCCUGACUGCGGGGCUUUUUAAAUGCUUCCCUUGGACUGUGGGGGAGGGGGGAGGGAGGGAUUUCAUACCCCGUUUGUUACAUUUUGAGGAUAAUAAAGGUGUGUGAUCUGCUUUGGUA